Molecule: messenger RNA, 685 nt
Organism: Desarmillaria tabescens
Lineage: Eukaryota; Fungi; Basidiomycota; Agaricomycetes; Agaricales; Physalacriaceae
Exons: 4
Coding region: 68-685 (205 amino acids)
Source: RefSeq, a predicted model, not a curated record
CCCCUAGACUCCACUGACAGCUAUAUAUACACCGCGACCACCAUGAUAUCCAUCUGGCCCUGUUGCCAUGAAUCUCUACCAGACGAGCUCUGAGAUACUCAACAAUACCUACACUAACGAGUCGGGGCAAGCCAUUUAUAAAGUCUCGACUCCACACAAGUUCUCCGGGCGCGUCACAACUAUCUCUCGCAUCGUACCCUCAGAUUACGAGCCCCCUCGCGUAGAAGACACAGACAGCUACGAACUUGGGAUGGACUUCAGAGAUCGGUUUGCGCCACUGGGUUACAUUGAUUGGAAGAUGUUUGCUUCAUCUGUGAUGCGAUAUAAGGGGGAGGAGGUCAAGGCAACUACAUAUUUGAAGAAGCAGGGCUGGGGAUGGUAUGGAAGCUACAUCGACAGGCACCGCGUAUUCAAGGGUCCCGAUGGCAAAGAGUAUAAAUGGAUAUUGGGCUUUAGUAUUCCCGAACUGAUCCUAAACGACGGGUCGGAAACCCUAAUCGCUAGAUUUUACACAAGAAAACUUGGCGUCUUUAGUCCUGCCAACGCAAGACCGGCCUAUCUGGAGAUUCUUCCUGAUGGAGAGCAUAUGGUUGAUGUCAUCUUCUUCACCUUCAUAUAUAUCGAGAAAAUCCGUAAAGAGAAAGAGAGAGCCGCACGGCGUAGACGGGCUGCUGCAGGAUCAUAA